Messenger RNA from Salvia hispanica, 2275 nucleotides. NCBI's taxonomy places the organism in Eukaryota, Viridiplantae, Streptophyta, Magnoliopsida, Lamiales, Lamiaceae. The record is from RefSeq and is a predicted model, not a curated record.
CACACUAAUCAAUCUAUGGCGCUUUCCAAACCCUCAUUCCUCAAUCAGCUCGUCAGAGCCCUAAUUUCCCGCCACCACGCGCCGCCGCAGGCCUAUCUCCUUGCCCGCCGCUUCUCCUUCGCCACCCCGGAGGAAGCCGCCGCCGAGCGCCGCAAGCGCAAGCGCCGCCUCCGCAUUGAGCCGCCGCUCUCCGCUCUCCGCCACCAGCAGCAGCAACAGCUGCCCCGCCCCGCCCCGGCGCCGCAGAAUCCAAAUGCCCCGAAGCUCCCCGAGCCCGCCUCCGCGCUCUCCGGCACCCGCCUCAACCUCCACAACAAAAUCCUCAAGCUCAUACGCGAGAACGAUCUCGAGGAGGCGGCGCUCUUCACGCGCCACUCGGUCUACUCCAAUUGCCGCCCUACUAUCCACACCUGCAAUGCGGUGAUGGCGGCACAGCUGCGCCAGGGACAAUUCGCCGAGCUCCUCACGUUCCACCGCUUCAUCACGCAAGCCGGCAUAGCCGCGAAUGUCGUAACAUACAAUAUCCUCCUCACUCUUUAUUUCGACUGCAGGAAGCUCGAUUUAGCCCUAGAGCAAUACCGGCAGCUGAUCAACGAUGCCCCUUUCAAUCCAUCGCCUACUACAUAUCGCAUUUUGAUUAAGGGAUUAGUAGAUAAUCAGCAAGUCGAAAAAGCAAUUGAGAUUAAGAACGAAAUGCAGACCAAGGGGCUUAAGCCGGAUCCUACUAUCUAUUCCUAUUUGAUGGCAGGGCAGGUGAAGAAUUCGAAUCCAGAUAGUGUUUUUGAGUUGUAUGAGGAAUUGAAGCAGAAAUUGGGGGCAGAUGAGAUCUUGGACGGGGUGAUAUACGGGAAUUUGAUGAAAGGCUACUUUUUGAAGGGAAUGGAAGCAGAGGCCAUGGAGGUGUAUGGCAAAGUUCUCGGUGAGGAUUCCACAGUUAAGAUGAAUGCUGUUUCGUAUAAUUAUGUCUUGGAGGCUUUGAGCAAGAAUGGAAAGUUUGAUGAGGCACUGAAGUUGUUUGAGAGGAUGAGGAAUGAGCAUGAUCCUCCGAGGAAAUUGAGUGUGAAUUUGGGUAGCUAUAAUGUUGUGGCUGAUGGUUAUUGUGCAGAGAAGAGAUUUGAUGAGGCUGUUGAGGUUUUCAAUAGCAUGGGAGAGAAAAGAUGCAAUCCUGAUACUUUGUCGUGUAAUGUGCUGAUUGAUCAGUUGUGUAGUAACAACAAAUUGGCGGAGGCGGAGGAGCUGUACCAGGGGAUGGCUGAUAAGAAGGUGACUCCAGAUGAGUAUACCUUUGGUACACUGAUGGAUACUUGCUUGGAGGAGAAUAGGCUAGAUGACGCGGCUCACUACUUUGGGACAAUGGUUCAGUUGAAGCUUAGGCCAAACCUGGCAGUCUAUAACAGGCUUGUUGAGGCAUUGGUUAAGGCUGGCGAGGUUGAUGAGGCGAAAUUUUUCUUUGAAUUGAUGGUGCCAAAGCUGAGGAUGAAUGAUGAUACAUACAAGUUCAUCAUGAAUGCACUGUCUGGGAUAGGGAAGCACGAUGAAGUGGUGAAGAUUGUUGAUAGAAUGUUGAGGGAGGAUCCCGGGGAUUUCACCGAGGAGUUGGAGGAGUUUGUUAGGGAAUUGUUGGGGAAGGAAGGGAUGGAAGAUGAGGUGACGAAUCUUAAGUUGCAAUUGGAGAAGGAGAAAGCUGAUGCUGCUGCUAAAGCUGCUGAAGAAGCUGCAAAAGCUAAGGCCAGCACUAGUAUAGCUAUGGCUGAUCUGUUGUCUUCUAAGUCGUUUGGAAAGAAGUCAGAUGUGGAAGAAUUGUCAGCUGAAGGCAAAGAGGAGGAUUCUGUAUCCACAGCUCCGGAAGUGGAGAACAUAAUGAGGAAUGAUGCUGCAGAAAAUGAGGAAGAACUGUCAGCUGAAGGCAAAGAGGAGGAUUCUGUUUCCACUGCUCCGGAAGUGGAGAACAUAAUGAGGAAUGAUGCCGCAGAAAAUGAGGAAGAACAAUCAGCUGAAGGCAAAGAGGAGGAUUCUGUUUCCACGGCUCCAGAAGUGGAGAACGUAAUGAGGAAUGAUGCCGUAGACAAUGAGGUUAUUGGUGAAGAAUCAGCAGAGAAUGAAGGCAGCAGUGUAAAUGAGAAGUAACUGCUUGACUUGGAGGUAUACUAGAUAGCAAGUAAUUGUUUUAUUUCUCAAUUGUAGAUUUUGAGAAUCUCUCCAAUUUUGUGCCUGCACCUCAAUCAUUCCAUAUUAUAUGUCAUUGAAUUUGACAUGCAAGGAUGAUUAUUCGUAA